Molecule: messenger RNA, 5362 nt
Organism: Acanthopagrus latus (yellowfin seabream)
Lineage: Eukaryota; Metazoa; Chordata; Actinopteri; Spariformes; Sparidae
Product: NACHT, LRR and PYD domains-containing protein 3-like
Exons: 12
Coding region: 735-4769 (1344 amino acids)
Molecular function (GO): protein binding
Source: RefSeq, a predicted model, not a curated record
UCCGUCUGAACCUCCAGCUGAAGGUAAUGUAAUGAAUCUGACAUGUUGGACUCGCUAACACAAGCUCUACUUUUCAUUGUUACACCGAACAAAAAGUGAAGCUCGGUUGUUUAUUUCUCGACGAACUCGUUUAAGUUUAAACUCGAGACGACGGAGGAGAAACAGCUGCUGUUAAGAAUAUCCGCCAUUUUGUGCCGAUACCUGCGGAGUGUAGCAGGUGAAAUGAGAGCAGAAGUGGAGUUAGUUGGUCAGUGUUUGAACACAGAGUGGUUGUCACUGUGUAGCUCCACUUACUGCUGACUGAAGGCAGCUUCUCCUGCCUGAAUCAGCCUGUGGAGGAGGCCGAGACGAGCCGCCGCUCUCCCGCUGUCUGACGCACUAAACGCGGCUGGAUGCGGGAGCUGGAGGUGCUGAGAGGUCGUUCACAGCGUUUCACACAGUUUAUAAGGGUUCUUUUAACUCAACAAUUCACCAAAUGGAGCGAUUUCUGAAUGUCUGGGGACUUCCUGUCCCUCCUCCUCUCCCUGCUGCUGUUGACUGUAGCUGAUGUGACUUAUAACAUGUUGGUGUUCAGGUUCUUGUUUAUUUUGAUCAGAUACUUGUUGGUACAUGUCUCCAUGCAGAAGUGCAGCAUUCAUGUGACGCAGAUAUGAAGCAGCCAAUCAGAAGAGGAGCAGCUGAUGUUCUGACAGGAGACAUGAUGGAAAAGCUGAUUUCAGUUGAUGUGCAGAUGAAUGAUUUGUGUUUCCUCUCCAGAUGAAAGUGUGUGUGAGAUGAGCAGCAGGAAUCAGUGUGAGGACAGAGAGGAGGGAGGCCCUCCCUCUAAAACCACUGGACCUGGACCAGGAGCAGGACCUGGACCUGGACCUGGACCUGGACCUGGACCUGAGCCCAGCUGUGUGUCCUUCAAGAGUGACAAGUCAAAUAAUCGUGGCAUUGAUUUUAAAGCACAACUACCUCCUGCUGUAAAGAGGAGACCAGCCUCUACUGGACCUGGACCUGAACCUGGACCUGAACCUGGACCUGAACCUGGACCUGGACCUGAGCCCAGCUGUGUGUCCUACAUGAGUGACCAGUCAAUCGAUAAGAGCAUUAGUUUCAAACCAGAACCUUCCUCAGACAGACAAGUCGACCAGGAGAGCUCAGAGGUUCCCAGAGGUCCGUCUGUCCAGCAGCAUCAGACACACCUGGACUCCAUAUUUAUGCUGCUGGAGGAGAACAUUGUGACUUUUGUGAAGAACGAGCUGAAGAAGAUCCAGAAGGUUCUGAGUUCAGAUUACCCAGAAUGCCCAGAGAGUCAGAGGGAGGAUGAGGAGGUGUUGGACAGUGAGGAAGAAGAGCAGAGGAGGAGCAGCAGAGAGGCAUUUCUGAAGAUCACACUUCACUUCCUGAGGAGAAUGAAGCAGGAGGAGCUGGCUGACUGUCUGCAGAAAUCUCCUGCCAUGUGCCAACUUCACCUCAAAUCUAACCUUCAGAAGAAGUUCCAGUGUGUGUUUGAGGGGAUCGCUAAAGCAGGAAACCCAACCCCUCUGAAUCAGAUCUACACAGAGCUCUACAUCACAGAGGGAGGGACUGCAGAGGUCAAUGAUGAACAUGAGGUCAGACAGAUUGAAACAGCAUCCAGGAAACCACACAGACCAGAAACAACAGUCAGACAAAAAGACAUCUUUAAAGCCUCACCUGGAAGAGACGAACCAAUCAGAACAGUGAUGACAAAGGGAGUGGCUGGCAUCGGGAAAACAGUCUUAACACAGAAGUUCACUCUGGACUGGGCUGAAGACAAAGCCAACCAGGACAUACAGUUCACAUUUCCAUUCACUUUCAGAGAGCUGAAUGUGCUGAGAGAGAAAAAGUUCAGCUUGGUGGAACUUGUUCAUCACUUCUUCACUGAAACCAAAGAAAUCUGCAGCUUUGAAGAGUUCCAGGUUGUGUUCAUCUUUGACGGUCUGGAUGAGUGUCGACUUCCUCUGGACUUCCACAACACUGAGAUCCUGACUGAUGUUAGAGAGUCCACCUCAGUGGAUGUGCUGCUGACAAACCUCAUCAGGGGGAAACUGCUUCCCUCUGCUCGCCUCUGGAUAACCACACGACCUGCAGCAGCCAAUCAGAUCCCUCCUGGGUGUGUUGACAUGGUGACAGAGGUCAGAGGGUUCACUGACCCACAGAAGGAGGAGUACUUCAGGAAGAGAUUCAGAGAUGAGGAGCAGGCCAGCAGAAUCAUCUCCCACAUCAAGACAUCACGAAGCCUCCACAUCAUGUGCCACAUCCCAGUCUUCUGCUGGAUCACUGCUACAGUUCUGGAGGAUGUGUUGAAGACCAGAGAGGGAGGAGAGCUGCCCAAGACCCUGACUGAGAUGUACAUCCACUUCCUGGUGGUUCAGGCCAAAGUGAAGAAGGUCAAGUAUGAUGGAGGAGCUGAGACAGAUCCACACUGGACUCCAGAGAGCAGGAAGAUGAUUGAGUCUCUGGGAAAACUGGCUUUUGAUCAGCUGCAGAAAGGAAACCUGAUCUUCUAUGAAUCAGACCUGACAGAGUGUGGCAUCGAUAUCACAGCAGCCUCAGUGUACUCAGGAGUGUUCACACAGAUCUUUAAAGAGGAGAGAGGACUGUACCAGGACAAGGUGUUCUGCUUCAUCCAUCUGAGUGUUCAGGAGUUUCUGGCUGCUCUUCAUGUCCAUCUGACGUUCUUAAACUCUGGAGUCAAUCUUCUGGUAGAGGAACAAACAACAGACUGUCAAUCUGCAGAGACAGGUCUCUACCAGAGUGCUGUGGACGAGGCCUUACAGAGUCCAAAUGGACACCUGGACUUGUUCCUCCGCUUCCUCCUGGGUCUUUCACUGCAGACCAAUCAGACUCUCCUGCGAGGUCUGCAGACACAGACAGGAAGUAUCUCACAGACCAAUCAGGAAACAGUCGGUUACAUCAAGACUAAGUUCAGUGAGAAUCUGUCUCCAGAGAGAAGCAUCAAUCUGUUCCACUGUCUGAAUGAACUGAACGAUCGUUCUCUAGUGGAGGAGAUCCAACAGUACCUGAAUUCAGGACGUCUCUCCACAGAUAAACUGUCUCCUGCUCAGUGGUCAGCUCUGGUCUUCAUCUUACUGUCAUCAGAAAAAGAUCUGGAUGUGUUUGACCUGAGGAAAUACUCUGCUUCAGAGGAGGCUCUUCUGAGGCUGCUGCCAGUGGUCAAAGCCUCCAACAAAGUUCUGCUGAGUGGCUGUAACCUCUCAGAGAGAAGCUGUGAAGCUCUGUCCUCAGUUCUCAGCUCCCAGUCCUCUAGUCUGAGAGAGCUGGACCUGAGUAACAACAACCUGCAGGAUUCAGGAGUGAAGCGACUUUCUGCUGAACUGAAGAGUCCACACUGUGUCCUUGAAACUCUCAGGCUUUCAGGCUGUCUGAUCACAGAGGAAGGCUGUACUUCUCUGGCCUCAGCUCUGGACUCCAACCCCUCCCAUCUGAGAGAGCUGGACCUGAGCUACAAUCAUCCAGGAGACUCAGGAGUGAAGCAGCUGUCAGCUCGACUGGAGGAUCCAGGCUGGAGACUGGACACUCUCAGAUUGAGUGGCUGUAACCUGUCAGAGAGAAGCUGUGAAGCUCUGUCCUCAGUUCUCAGCUCCCAGUCCUCUAGUCUGAGAGAGCUGGACCUGAGUAACAACAACCUGAAGGAUUCAGGAGUGAAGCUGCUGUGUCCUGGACUGAGGAGUUCACACUGUAAACUGGAAUGUCUAAGACUGACUAGCUGUGACCUCUCAGAGAGAAGCUGUGAAGCUCUGUCUUCAGUUCUCAGCUCUGAGUCUUCUAGUCUCAGAAAGCUGGACUUGAGUAACAACAACCUGCAUGACUCAGGGGUGAAGCUGCUGUCACUUGCACUUGAGAGAUCAAAAUGUACUCUGGAAACUCUCAGGCUGUCAGGCUGUCUGAUCACAGAGGAAGGCUGUACUUCUCUGGCCUCAGCUCUGGACUCCAACCCCUCCCAUCUGAGAGAGCUGGACCUGAGCUACAAUCAUCCAGGAGACCGAGGAGUACAGAUGCUGUCGGCUCGAGAGCAGGAUCCACUCUUGAGGCUGGACACUCUCAGGGUGGAGCCUGCUGGAGUCCGAUGGUUGACACCAGGUCUGAGGAAGUAUUCCUGUGAACUUGAAAUCGACACAAACACAGUCAGCAGAAACAUCAAACUAUCAGACAACAACAGGAAGAUGACACGUGUGGAGGAGGAUCAGUCAUAUCCUGAUCAUCCAGAGAGGUUUGAUCCCUAUCCUCAGCUGCUGUGUAGCACUGGUCUGACUGGUCGCUGUUACUGGGAGGUCGAGUGCAGUGGAGAGGUUCAUGUAUCAGUGAGUUACAGAGGAAUUAAAAGGACAGCAAACAGAGAAGAAUGUGAGUUUGGAGGGAAUUAUCAGUCUUGGAGUCUGGAAUGCUAUGAUGGUGAUUGUUAUGCUGUGUGGCACAACAACAGCGGAACAUCCAUCUCCUCCUCCUCCUCCUCCUCCUCCUCCUCCUCCAUCUCCUCCUCCUCCUCCUCCUCCUCCUCCUCCUCCAUCUCCUCCUCCUCCUCCUCCUCCUCCUCCUCCUCCUCCUCCUCCUCCUCCUCUGGUAGAGUAGCAGUGUAUGUGGACUGUCCUGCUGGCACUCUGUCCUUCUACAGAGUCUCCUCUGACUCACUGAUCCACCUCCACACCAUCAACACCACAUUCACUCAACCUCUUUAUCCUGGAUUUGGGUUUGAGUUCUGGUUCAGAUCUGGUUGUUCAGUGUCUCUUUGUUCUCUGUAGGAAAGGAACUGUUAUAUCUAUCUGUGCUCUCUUCAAAUCCACCAGACUUCUUUGAUUAAAACCGUCAUUUCACUUUGCAGAACAUGGGAGUGUCUGCCGCUGCCUCAAUCUGUAGUUUGUUCGUAAUUUUGGUGUAGGAACGUAUUAAGACAACAUAGACCAGGGAGGUCCGAAGCCCAGAGAGCUGUUCAUGAGGGUUUUCCAUUUGCUAGGGGUUAUUGCACUUAGCUGGUGGAAGUUGCAUGUGACUGAGCAGUUACCAGUUAAAUAUAAGACACAUGAAAUGCACAAAAAGUUGUGACAAAAUGACAGAAUAAACAUGUUACUGAACUGUGUUCCAAUAUUGACAAGUUAUUAUGCAAAAAAUAGUCACCAAUAAAAUAUUUGUAAUCUUUUUUGUGAAAGAUUAAACAAACACUGUAUCAUUUUGUUGGCUGUUAAAGUCUAUAUGUAUGUUUUACCCUUAAUAUCAAUUAUUCUCAUAUCACAUCUAUUGGUAAUUGUUAUUUCUUAGUUUUCAAAUGACCUCAAACCAGUUUUGAUGUUUUACAUCUUGACAGAAAAUAAAUUGAGACAUGCUGACUCAAAUGAUU